UAUGACGGCUGUAGAUGAAUGUUGGAACCAGUCGAGAGAAUUGACAAGAGAAAGAGCCACAAAACCGGAGACACCUUCCACUCGAGUAGUCAGUCGACUGGCAAAGAAGCCAAUGAAAGAAAUAGCAUAA
Molecule: messenger RNA, 130 nt
Organism: Ambispora gerdemannii
Lineage: Eukaryota; Fungi; Glomeromycota; Glomeromycetes; Archaeosporales; Ambisporaceae
Source: the annotation of a GenBank genome assembly